AUGGAUACCGUCACUCCGCCAGUGAACCACGGGACACAGAGCUACAGCGAAGCGUCGCGAGCUCUUCUCAGCAAGUACCGCCCUCCGAAGAGCGCCGCCAGCUCUGCCAAUCUGAAGCGCGUCAUUGAGAAGCACCUGGAGAAGACCAAAAUCAGCCUGGACAAGUUCCUCGACUUUGGGCCGAACUCUGAGCUGUACCUGUGCACGCAGAACAGCACCGGAAAGCAGCUGGUGCUGAAGGUGCUGGUGAAGGGCACCGUGGAGCAGGUGGGAGGGACGGUGAUGAAGCGACCGCUCGACUACGACAAGCUCAACCCGGAGGGCUCCGUGGCAGGCAUCGCCUGGGUGCACGAGUUCACCUCCAUGGACAGCACCGCCUACAGCAUCGUCACCGAGUACUGCCCCAAGGGCAGCGUCGCCAAGCUGCUCGAGUCGAAUGGGGCGCUGCAGGAGAACGACGCCCGCGGCAUCUUCUCCAGCGCCCUCGCCGGCCUGGCGCACAUGCACAAGAACAAGGUCGCCCAUCGCAAUUUGAAGCUGGAGAACGUGCUGCUGGACGGGCACAACCGCGCCGUCCUCACCGACUUCAACUACAGUCUGAUUGUGGAGAACAGCGCCAGUCUGGAGGCGGUACACGCCACCUCGGUGCCGUACCUCGCCCCGGAGGUCUUCUCCAACGUCCCCUACGACCCCAUCAUCGCGGACGUCUGGAGUCUGGGCAUCUGCAUGUACAUCGCCCUCAAUGACUGUCUGCCCUUUGGGCCGGCCGGGAAGCCGCUCGUCGGCUCGGAGAGCUUCUACACCUUCAAGAAGACGGUCGAGGCGGCUCUCAGCGCCGCCGCCAAGAAGUUCCUCAAGUUGAUGCUGCAGAGCGACGUCAACAAGCGCGCCACCUCGUUCACCCUGCAGCGUGAUGCCUGGUUCUACCAAUAA
This is a messenger RNA of Rhagoletis zephyria (snowberry fruit fly), 933 nucleotides long. The record is from RefSeq and is a predicted model, not a curated record. NCBI's taxonomy places the organism in Eukaryota, Metazoa, Arthropoda, Insecta, Diptera, Tephritidae.